CGCACCAUCAGAUUCAUAUGGCAACUUCAGAAUAGCUACCAGACACUGCUUCACUUCAGCUCGCCCUCUCCCUCUCGACACAGCCUCCACCUGAAACUUCCGAAACCGUUUCAGAACCUGCACGCCUGCACUGCACAUCUAACCCUAUCCAAAGCACACGGCACACAACAUACAACACACAACACAGCACACAGCGCCAGUACUACUGUGUAACACAGUUGCAAAAAUAGACACAAAAUUGAAGCCAAAGGCAACAUGAUACCUCAAGUGUAAUGCAGGGCUUUGUGGGGGAUGAAAGCCAAGCAGGUGGGUGACAACAGAGAUAGCUGUGACUCGUGUGAUGAGGCCUCCGCUGGCUAUUCAUAGCUCUUUUGUUAAGGAAGGACAACAUUCAUCAGUAACACAUAUCUUCUGCUAUUGCUUUGCUGCCUGGUCUGUAGCUGGCUGUGGGGCUUCUAGACUCUCUGAUCUCGGUGCACUUAAGCAGGCUUCCCCUACAACCAAAAAGAUGUGGUCACAUCAGAGGAAAUGGAGGAAGUUCAAAUCCCCACUUGAAUUUCCUUUGGAGGCCAAGUACAGGCCUAUUCUUGAGAGCACUUUUCCUAUAGACCCCAUGAGCCGUUUCAACUUGAAGAGGGGUUCCCCUCAGGAAGAGUUCCCCUACUUGAGGGGCAAUCACACUUUAAUGGGCGAAAUCCUCACUCUGCAUCUUUACACGCGACAGUUCCACCGGGCCACAGAAAGUGGAGUGAUCUUUGACGAUAUCAUUCGGCCUGGCUUAGAAGACCCUGGUAAGCCCACAGAGCCAGGUCAGGUCAAGUCAGUGGGCUGUUUGGCUGGCGAUGCCCAAUCCUACAUCCUCUUCUGUGACUUCUUUGACCGCAUCAUUGAGGCCUAUCAUGACUACAAAAUGACUAGUACACAGGAGAGUGACUUCAACAGCGGCAACCUAAAGGGAGGGGAGGACUUUGAUGCGGCCUAUGCUGUGAGCUGUGAGAUCAGAGCGGCUCGCUGUGUGGAGGACUUCUGCUUCCCAAUGCACUGCAGCAGGGGAGAGCGCAGGGCACUUCUCUCACUGGCACAGAAAGCUCUGACCAAGUUGUCUGAGGAGUUCCCAGGCAAGCUGUACUCGAUGGAGCAGCUGAGUCAAGAUGGCGACGGGAAGGGGCUGUCCAUGAUGAGCCCAUCCCCUGCCAUGUGCAAGAUUGGAGUGGCCCGCGAUUGGCCCAGUGCCAGGGCUGUGUGGGUGAGUGAGAACGGACAACUGGUCAUAUUGGUCAACUUUGAGGACCAUCUCAAACUUGAGUGCACCAGGACAGACGCCAAUCUCCAGCUGGCAUUUGACUGCAUCUGUGCCAACCUGCUGAGGCUGGAGAAACUGUACAAAAAUCUGCGCCACACAUUUGUGUGGAAGGAACACUUGGGCUGGGUGGUGAGCUCUCCUGCCGAGGUGGGCACAGCCUUGAAGGCCAGCGUCACCGUCAGGCUGCAGCACCUGCCUGGUCACAAGCGCCUUGAGAAUGUCCUGGACAGACUGCGCCUCCACAUGAUUCCUACUGACAAACCCGGCCUGUACAUAGUGACCAACACUCCCACCAUUGGCUUCACAGAGGUGGGUGUGGUCCAGCUGGUUGUGGAUGGUGUGAAGCUGCUCAUUAGCAUGGAGAAGAGGCUGGAGAACCACGGGGGAAUAGACGAUCUAGUACCUACACACAAACUCAGCGGCUACACAGACACACAGCUACACGUCUAAAAGGAGCAGCUACACUAGGAGUCCUGUGAUGACAACAAAGUUUAUGUGUCAUGUGUAAGGUAAACGGUCUUCAUAUGGUUUUUAAAAACAAUGUGGCCCUUGUUGUGGAACAGCACAUGGUGAAUUACAAUAUGCAUACCUCAAAUUCUGAAAAUAAAUUACCUUUGUCAUUUUGUUGGCUAUGGACUGAAAAUGA
Molecule: messenger RNA, 1949 nt
Organism: Alosa sapidissima (American shad)
Lineage: Eukaryota; Metazoa; Chordata; Actinopteri; Clupeiformes; Clupeidae
Product: zgc:172076
Exons: 9
Coding region: 341-1753 (470 amino acids)
Biological process (GO): phosphocreatine biosynthetic process
Molecular function (GO): creatine kinase activity
Source: RefSeq, a predicted model, not a curated record